UCUGGGAUUUUUACAUGCGAGGGUCCAGCAAUGAAAAAUAUCAGAACUCCAUUUUGGGGGAUAAUUAAUGAUAUUAAAGGAAGGGCUGCAUGCUAUAAGGAAGAUUGGAUAUGUGCAUUCUGCUCAGGCAUUGGGAUAUUGGCUCCAACUGCCUACAUCUUCUUUGCUUCUGCUCUCCCCGUUAUUGCCUUUGGGGAGCAACUGAGCAGGGAAACAGGUGGAAGCUUAAGCACGGUGGAAACAUUGGCUUCUACUGCUCUCUGUGGAAUUGUUCACUCAAUUAUUGGUGGACAGCCUUUGCUUAUUUUAGGAGUUGCAGAACCCACAGUUAUAAUGUACACUUAUUUGUACAAUUUCAGUAAAGGACGGCCAGAGUUGGGGAGCAAGCUGUUUUUAGCUUGGGCUGGUUGGGUUUGCAUCUGGACAGCACUCCUGCUGUUUGUUCUUGCCAUAUUCAAUGCAUGUACAAUCAUCACUAAAUUUACAAGGAUAGCAGGGGAACUUUUUGGCAUGUUGAUUGCUGUUCUUUUCAUGCAAGAGGCUGUUAAGGGAGUAAUCAGUGAAUUCAGUACCCCCAAAGCUGAAGAUCCAGCAUUAGAAAAGUAUCAAUUCCAGUGGCUGUAUACAAAUGGGUUGCUUGCGACCAUUUUCUCUUUUGGUGUUCUUUUCACUGCACUUAAGAGCAGAAGAGCAAGAUCAUGGCGAUAUGGCACAGGAUGGCUCCGUGGUUUUAUUGCAGACUAUGGGGUUCCCCUUAUGGUCUUGUUGUGGUCAGCAUUGGCUUAUGCAGUACCCGAUAAGGUUCCCGAUGGAGUUCCUAGGAGGCUCUUUUGUCCAUUUCCCUGGGAAUCUGCAUCAUUGUACCAUUGGACAGUAAUCAAGGAUAUGGGGAAGGUACCGCUGUUGUACAUCUUUGCUGCCUUUAUACCAGCCGUGAUGAUAGCAGGUUUAUACUUUUUUGACCACAGUGUAGCUUCUCAGAUGGCACAGCAAAAGGAGUUUAACCUCCAAAAACCUUCUGCAUACCAUUAUGAUAUCUUAUUGCUUGGACUAAUGACUAUGAUUUGUGGGUUGCUUGGACUUCCUCCUUCAAAUGGGGUCCUCCCGCAGUCCCCCAUGCACACCAAGAGUCUUGCAGUUCUCAAGAGGCAGUUGAUCCGAAAGAAAAUGGUGAAGAGUGCAAAGGAAUGUAUUAAACAACAAGCAAGCAACUCUGAAAUCUAUGGAAAGAUGCAAGCUGUUUUCAUAGAGAUGGACACAGCUCCAACUACCAAAGAGUUGGAGAACUUGAAGGAGGCUGUAAUGAAAGCUGAUGAAGGGGGAGAUGCAAAGGGCAAAUUCGAUCCGGAGAAACACAUUGAUGCUUAUUUGCCUGUCCGGGUUAAUGAGCAAAGAAUGAGUAACUUGUUGCAGUCCCUUCUUGUGGGCUUAUCAAUUUUUGCCAUCUCUGUAAUCAAAAGGAUACCUACCUCUGUUCUUUGGGGAUACUUUGCCUACAUGGCCAUUGAUAGUCUCCCAGGGAAUCAGUUCUGGGAAAGGAUGUUGCUCCUCUUUAUCACCCCCAAACGUCGCUACAAGGUCUUGGAAGGCUCUCAUGCUUCAUUUGUGGAGUCAGUACCAUUUAAGUUCAUUGCUACAUUUACAAUCUUCCAAUUUGUGUAUUUUCUGGUCUGUUUUGGAGUGACAUGGAUACCUAUAGCUGGAAUAUUGUUCCCGUUGCCGUUCUUCAUUCUCUUAAGCAUAAGACAGCAUGUGCUUCCCAAGCUCUUUGACCCUAACCAUCUUCAGGAACUGGAUGCUUCUGAGUAUGAGGAAAUUGUUGGUGCCCCGCAGCGUAAUCGAAGUCUCUCAAUUGUGGAAAAAGAACUGCCUGAUUCUGAUAGUGAGGAGACUUUGGAAGAAUUCUACGAUGCCGAGAUAUUGGAUGAGAUGACGACCAAUAGAGGGGAGGUCAAGCUUAGAACCGUAAACUGCAGCGAAGACAGAUUCUUUCAGGUUUACCCGGAAGAUGUCCGACUACAAUGAGAGCUGCUGUGGUGUUAGGAUAUAGACUGUGCUUGUUAUAAUGAGGUGGUGAAUGUGAUCCUCUGAAGAAGUGGUGAAAUGUGCUGUCUUCUUCUUUGGA
This is a messenger RNA of Corylus avellana, 2125 nucleotides long. RefSeq names its product putative boron transporter 7. Gene Ontology annotation, biological process: monoatomic anion transport; transmembrane transport; monoatomic ion homeostasis. Gene Ontology annotation, molecular function: solute:inorganic anion antiporter activity. Gene Ontology annotation, cellular component: plasma membrane. NCBI's taxonomy places the organism in Eukaryota, Viridiplantae, Streptophyta, Magnoliopsida, Fagales, Betulaceae. The record is from RefSeq and is a predicted model, not a curated record.